Pocillopora meandrina is the source of this 649-nucleotide messenger RNA. The record is from the annotation of a GenBank genome assembly. NCBI's taxonomy places the organism in Eukaryota, Metazoa, Cnidaria, Anthozoa, Scleractinia, Pocilloporidae.
AUGAGUGUAAGUAACUUCGAGGAUGCACUUAACAGUUCCUCCAAAUCAGUGCUUUUUAGCCCAAGCAUACCGCAGUUCGAAUGGGACCUAAAGCAAACACUUUCGCUUCAGCUCACCAUUGGCGCAACAGCCGUUGCUUGUCCAUGGAUCAUCUCUCUAAACAUGUUAGUGAUCUCAGCGACCAAGAAAGUAGGAGAGCUAAAAAAAAAUCUGAUAUUCUGAUUGCUAAUUUGGCCGUGACUGAUCUUUUAGUUGGCGCAGUUUCUAUGCCACUUUAAAUCGCUGUAGAUGCGCUUAUUCUUCGAGGAACUGUAUCACCAGCAUUAUCUAUUUUCUGAGUGAAAUCGGUGUCUCUUUUCUUAUCACUUUAUAUACUAUCUCCUAUCAUCAUUUAUUGCUGAUAGCUUGGGAGAGGUAUGUGGCGAUAGUUAAAUGGACAGAAUACAAAGUGUUAGUCACACAAGGACGCUUAAAGAAGUACACUGUGAUCGCUUGGAUGGACAGCGUCACAAAAGUUGCCUUAUAGCAAGCAUUAGUUUUCACUGAAGUUUCUCAUGAGGUUCUAUUUGCGGUGGAUCUUGUGAUUAACCUCGGCCGACUCACUGAAACGUUAACGGUGGUAUAUUUUUAUAGCAUGCUUUAUAUUGAG